Amoebophrya sp. A120 is the source of this 5422-nucleotide messenger RNA. The record is from the annotation of a GenBank genome assembly. Lineage: Eukaryota; Dinophyceae; Syndiniales; Amoebophryaceae.
AACAAACUGACAGCUUCAAGGGCCGGAGGUUUGUUGUGGUCUCGUCUGCUGCACUGUCGCGUAAAUAAGCCUCAUCGGCCGGAUUUGACACCGCUUCUUGCUACAAGAAAGAAAGAACAACAUGUCGUCCGGCAAAUCGACGCGGACAGCCACGAAGAGGUGCGCAGCAGCUCUUUCACCACCUCGCCCAACCAGAAGGCGUCUGCGUACUGUAGCUGUGCUGUAGUGGUUCUACUUGGAAAUACUAGAUGAAGUACGGUAGCAUCAACAUGAUGCAGAAACUUCUCUGGAGACCAGCACGGAAGAGGACUGCGGGUUGUACUAAAAAUGAUGUAGCACCACGAGCAGGUCCAGGUCCUCGUCCUCCCCCAGGUGAACCAGGAGAUGGACUACUCUCGGAAGAGAAAGAACUAAGAGAACCGUUGGUUCUUUCCGGCGGACGAGGAGGCUGCGCCACACGUCCUCUUCUUCCUUUGUUCUUCGCCCCUCGUCCCGGUAAAAAUGCCUCGGCCACAUUUAAUAUUUUGUGGCAAGCGAUAGCAGUUGUACAACUCGUCCUGCUCUUGAGCGAUGCGGGGUCUGUGUUUUUUUCCACACAUGGUCAGGAGGACCAUGUGCACAACUACGGAAAAACAAAAAGAAGCCUUCUGCUACCCGGCGUCCGCGGCUCUGCACAGCACAUGGUUGACUGGAGCCGCGUGCCGACGUACUACCACGGCCAAGACGAGGACCCGAGCCAUGACGGGAACCAUCUGGCCAGGAGGUCGUUGGACGCACACGACUACACCGAAACCAAGAACUCCGUAGAAGAGAGCAGUGUGAUGAACAAGAAGUAUACUCAUGCGCUCAACCCCUUCGUCGCACCAGCAGGUCUUGGCGAGGAGGUGGACAAGAUGAACCAGCAACGAAUGCUGACCGAGGCAGACAACACGACUUGCGCACACCUGUAUGAAGAUCACAGCAGCGGGUGGGGGAAUAUGCGGAUCAAGUACGAAUUGAUCGAGAUCAGUGGCGGGGUGGCGAGUAAGGUCAGUAACUAUACGGCGAGCAACUACGACAGCCGGGUGCAGGAUUUUGUUUCGCGCCUCGAGUCUGAAGUGUUGACCCUCACCCUCUCCUUUUUCAGCACGACGUUUCAAACGCGGAGGUUCACCACCCGAGACCGCCUGUACCCGGACGUCUACCGGCAAUCCUGCCUCUCCAGUGUAGCCACGUUUAACACCGCCACCACAACGGGGGAGGCCGUGGAGGACGCGGACUUCUAUCUCUACAUCGACCUCCAGGGCUCGGGCUGCAGCGCGAGCUCGGGAACGCAGGCGUACGCGGGCGCGUGCGUCAAGGACCAGUGCGGGAAACCCAUGUUCGGCACCGUCACCUUUUGCACCCUCACCAACACGAACCAGGACAACGGCGGGUACACGAGUAUCUCCACGCUCGCGAAGCUCGACGACGUCGUUUCGACGAGCGUGCACGAAGUGAUCCACGCAAUCUACUUCUCAGCGUCGUUUUACCCCUACUUCCGGGACGACCGGGGAAAUUUGCGCAUUUCGCCCGCUUCGGCAGUGGACUCCGUGACAACGACACGGUUCUCGUGCAGUUCCUCAGGGAGUGUCACCUGGAACGAUAACAGCGGAGGAAGCAUCUGGUAUUGAAAUUCAUAUCUUCGGUUGAGUAGUACUAUUUUUUUGAAUUUGAAAUCUGAAUAUUCUGAUCUGCAUGUUGCAAGGAUUUGAAUGCUCUUCCUUGGCGCCACGUGUAUGGUUGUCUGGAGAAUUUUUGUAGGACCAUCGCUCCGCUGUGCGAGAGAUUAGAUGACGAGAUUAUGAUUUUAUCUCUGUUGCGUGAGGGUUGCAAAAGUAAAAGUUGAACAAGUUUAUGAACUUGCAUGCAAAUUGCAAAAGCAGGCGUGAAUGUGCUUAUAUUUGUUGUUUGUAUGCUGCGAAGUGGCACACUUUUUUCUUAUUUUCCUGCUAUCUAUACCUGUUUUCUCCGAAGAAGCAAGGCAUAGCGACUGUUACUCUGCCUCCUGCAGCCUGCAUGCGCAGCUGCGUUUUUUCCUGCUAGAAAGUGCCGCUUUUCCCUGAUUUUGUUUGACUGAAGCUUGGCAUGGGUAACUCUUUUCCUAGAAAGCUUUGCACCUAGCGAUCCAUACAAAAAAAAUAAAAGAAGAUGAGAGAAGACAUAGAAGAAGCUCCCUGUUGAUAGCAAUUCUUUCAGAAAACCAUUGCACUAAAAGCAAACGCCACGAAAAAACAAAAUCACAGGACGCACGACCUGUUUGAUUCCGACGAUGGUAUAGCAGGCCUCGCAGCGCACGGCGGUUUUACCACGUCAGAGUGCAAGUGCCCGACGAACGUGAAGGCGAACCCGACCAGCUACAGCGUCACCGAUUGGGCCGACUGCUUGACGACCUAUCAGACCAACCCGAAGUGCGCCUUCGACUUGGUUACCCCGAAGGUGCAGGAAAAGGCCCGUGAGUACUUUAACUGCUCGAGUCUAACCGGCGCGCCGCUCGAAGCGUCGGACACGGGGUCCUGCUCUCCGGUGGCCUCGCACUGGGAACAGAAAUCCGUGCACUGCGAGCUCAUGGUCCCCAGCGGCGGCAUGGGCUGCGACUACAACUGGCUCUCGACCAUGACUCUAGCUUUGGCCGAAGACAGUGGCUGGUACAAACCCGACUACACGCGGGCGUCAAAAUAUCGCAAGAAAAUAAAAGUAUUUGUGUAUGUGCUUCUCUGUAAAUUUGUUGGGCAAGAACACCACAUGCAUGAGCAUGUGCAACACCGUGCAGGAAAGCAAACUUGUGAUGCCAACUUUCCACGAUUUUCGUAUACCGUGAAGCACUUUUAUCGUGCGAUACGAAACCCAUCGAAGACCUGCACUGGGGGUACAACAGGGGAUGCGAGUUUAUCACAGGAACCUGCCUCACCAGCGGGACUACAGUAUUGAUUUUUGUUUAAAAGUACCUGUUGUAGUACGGUACUGGAUCUAGAAACUAAAUGAAGUAGUUGUAGCUCGUCACUUCCGCUUCGACUUGAAUUACAGUUGACUCGUCCGCUUUGGGCGUCGACGUGACAUCGAGUUUUAUUUUUAGAGGCCAUUGGAAGUUGAACGACUACGUAUGUCUAAUGUAUGCGCAUGAAUUUCAUGCGACUGCUGCUCGUCGCCAGCGGAUGAAGAGUGUGUAACAAUACUGCGAGCAGAACAAAUCUAAUCGACAAAUCAGAACUUCCAUGAGUUUUGCAAUACCAACGGGGUGGACCGUCCUUCCGCCCGCGCGUUGAGCGUCAGGCGUUGCACAGUUUCGAGCUAUGGAUCCGCUUUGCCAACAAAGUUCCAGUACUUUUCCGGUGCGAGCAACCAGGGCGGGUCCAGCUCGCUUCUAGACUACUGUCCGUUUUACGAUACCAGCAUCACCGGAACCUACUGCCAGGACUUGACCAAAUUCUACUUCACCACGCAAGGCACGAUUUCGGGCACGACCUACUACCUAAAUUACUACCACCAAAUACCAGGAAACAGCAGCUACAGCUUCAUGUCCAACUUUCGGGCCGCCAUCAGCGUCCGUACGCCUGACGAAUUUGCACUUUUUUUUACCAUUGAAGGAUAAGAGACCAGGUCGUGUUUUGAAAAAAUAAUGUGAUCGUGAAGAUUCAUCAUCUCAUCAUGAGAUGAUUGUUCACACUUGAUUCAUUCAUGUAUAACUGAAUUCAUGCUCAGUAAAAAGAAAAACUUCUGCGCACCACUACAGCGGGUGUCGGGGUUUUUUCCGUGCCCAGUAGCAGCACCGCGGUUCCCGUGUGUUACCACACGGAUUGCGGCUCGAAUCCGUACUACAACACGACGGAGUACACGGUGUAUGGAAUUUCCCCCGACAUUCUCCAGCCGCAAAUUACCGGAUUCGACUACAAUUACCAGGGUACGCUGGCGCAGAUCGGCAUUUGCCGCAAGGACACGAGUACUGGCGUCACAAGCCUCGUGGCGAACUCCAACGUGCUUCUUGCCGGCACCACGCCGACCGGCUUCUCGAACACGCAAAUCACGGGGGCGAUUACGUGUCAGCCGGUGGACAUAGUGUGCAACUACGAGCGGCCCCCGCACGUCACCGGGGGCUACCACCAGGGGGAGCUGGAACGGAACGAUUUUGUUUCCGCGUUCGCCACGACAGCAGCGAGCACCUCGUCGUCUAGCGCCGAGGCAGUGAAUACCACGACGACGACGACAACCUCCACCACAACUUCCACCACGACCACUACCAGCACGACCACCUCGACGAGCACAACCACGAGCACCUCCACCACCACCACAACCGUGACGACCAGCACGACCUCGACGUCCACCACGACCAUAACGACGACGACGCCGGCGCCAGAGGUUUCCUACGUGCUCGACUUUUUGCCGGGUAGCAACUGCAGCAACGACACGAAUACGAGUGAUAAUUCCUCCAACUGCACACUGGUGAACCAUAUCCAUUGCAAAAGUAUCGUACAACUCGUAUGAACUGCCAAGGGUGUAGUUGCAACAUGGCAAUAGAUCUGCUUCAUCUUUCUCUGAACCCGCAUCAUAACAAAGACCUUUUUUAUGUUUACGUGCGACUUACUAGACUUGGACGAUUCUUUUGCAAUGCAUGAACCAGACGAAAGUCUCCUACAAUUGGAACGACGUGCUCAACGAAGAGGAUGACUCGAAUUUUACCGCGCCAGCGUCCUCUCAAAACGGCUCCAACGAAACCACCGCCAGCUCUGUCGCGUUUGACGACGAUAUAGACGCGGGGUCAGGCGCUCCAAAUGGUACGGGAGCAACAUCGAACGGCACGCAGAAUGUCAGUAACGACAGUGCAAUUCUGCUUGUCAUCGACGACGAUGUUGAUGAUAUUAUGGGGGUUUUCUUCGGUCCUCUGAACGGAUCAGCAAACGGGACGAACCUGACGAAUGAAACCGUCCUUGUGACCUCAACCACCACGACAACGUCGAGCACCACCAUCACGGUUACCAGCACGACGACAACGACGUCGACCAGUACGACGGUGACGCUCACGUCCACCACGACCACCAUAUGAAUUGCAAAAAUGUCUGGGUCUGAAGGAAUGCAUGUUUGUCAUGCUUGUCUGGCAUGACUCUUAAAUCUGACAUGCACGUUACCCAAGAGCUCCGCUUUUCUGUGAUGCAGAAACGCAGUCUGUCAUGCAGAAUAGGCAACACCUAGAAGCUCAGAAACUUGUCAUGCUGAGCCAGCACUUGUGGCCUCAUCAUGAGACGCCACCCAGCAUCACAAGUUUCCAGACCCAGACAUUUUUCCACUUGAUACACCACCACGUCGACCUACACGGCUCUCCCCUUCGGCGUCAGCGAGGCUGUGGCCAACGUCGACGCAGCCACCGUGGAGGGCUACAGCGUGGAGGCGUCCGCGCAGUUGGUCAUGA